AUGGCGGCCGAAUUUGCUUGUUUCGUGAAAGACGUGCCGGGCUUCCCGCAUGACGUUAAGGUGACCUUUACAUCCAAACCAGACGACAACCUGCUCUGCGGCACGUGCCAAUCGAUCACGCAAAAGGGCUGCGCCGAUCCCAAGAAGCAUCUUUUCUGUAAUGAAUGUUCGCUGGUUUUCACGGAUGCCGGCGGGAACUUCACGUGUCCUACCUGCAACUGGCAGGGGAAGAGGGAACAGAUGCAGCAAAGUAACCUCGCCUGGGGAAAGGUGUCCGGACUCUAUGCGUACUGUCCUAUGGAAGACAACACGUGCCAAUACAAGGGAAACCUCAGAGAUACCAUAGCCCACUAUCAACAGUGCAGUGACCCAGACAGGGUCAGUUGUCCAUUCUGCAAAAACCGGUACUCCAAGAAAAUACUAUCUGCCCAUAUCCUGCACCACUGCCCAUCUAGGAUCGUACAAUGCCGCCACUGCCUAGUAGACAUGGAGGAUCACUUGCGUCAGAAGCACGAGAAAACCUGUGAUAGGCGACCGGCAACCUGCCAGUACUGCAAUGUUAACUUGAGGACAUUCGCUGAGAUGAGAGGCCACCAUUUUGAUCGCUGCCGACAAAUGCCAAGAAAGUGCGUGUUUGCAGAUUUUGGAUGUCAGUUUCAGGGAAUCCUGCAGAACAUUGAGCAACAUAUGGCAGGCAACAACAAUCACACGGAUGUUCUCGUAAAACGAGUCAUCGAACUCACCCGUGACGUGCAGGAGCUGCAAAAACAGUUGAGUGUUCAAUCUCUGGCAACAACAACAAUGGAGGAAAAGUUUUCUCGUCAGCUUAACGAGGUUGAAGGCAAACUCGAGUGCAUGACCAACAAUAUGGCCAUUCAUUCUGCUGCUCUUCAAGCCCAGAAAGAAGUGCAAACCACCCAGAAGGACGUCUUUGAGCGACUCUUCGAGGAAGGCGAGAAAUCUAUUCAAAGCUUUCGAGCAGAAGUUCUCGAGAAGUUUUCUGAAGUGCCGACAGAGUUCACGCACGUGUGGAAGAUACAACCGUACACCCACCUGAGGGACGCGACUGCAGCGUCAUUCACCAAGCGCCUCUCGUCGGGGAAGAUAUACACCGGCACCCCCGGCUACUGCAUCGAAUUCCUCGUCGACCUGAAUGGCGCCAUUGCCGGUUCCACCGCAACUCACGUGGGAGCCAUGUUCAAGAUCCACAGUGGAGAGUACGACGGCCUGAUGCCGUGGCCGUUCUAUAGCAGGAUCGUCCUCACACUCAAGAACCACCUCUACCCAGACAAGAACGUCCAGUUCCAGAUCGUUCCGAGGGACUCGAGUCCAGAACUACUGGAAUGCUUCGCGAGGCCACAGCCGGGCCUCUCCAGCAAAGCGUUCGGCAUCAGCAAAGUGAUCAGCACGCCCCUGCUGGAGAACGAGAGCAAGGGUUUCCUGCUGGGCAACUGCGUCGUCCUCACGUUCGCUAUCCACCCAGACCUGGACCUCUGAAGCCAGACGAUAUGUUGAGAAGCCGAGGGAGAGGAUGAGAUUAGAGCACGCGACGACGCUAAAGCGCCGAGCCCUUAUUCAAAGAAUAGUGGGGAGGCACAACGGCUUGCCCUUGUCUAUGCCCACCCCUCCAAUCAGAGCGAAGGAGGGCGUCGUCUGCUCUUCGCGCCAGGGUCUGGCGUUCGCCGUUCAAACACCAGACCUUGAUGGGGACCAGACGACGCUUUCGUACGCUCUGAUUGGAGGGAGACCGGAGAUAGAGACAGGCAGCUAGCCUUAGCGUCUACCCGCCGUUCUUUCUACCGGGGCUUCGAGCCCUGGUGUCACCACGAACUCUGACCUGCUUCUCUCCCUCGAUUCUUCUCACCGUGUAUGGUGCCUGGAACGCGUGUCCGACUGGUACCCUCACCGCGUCCUCAAAGGUGGUCCCUCGAUUGCUGCCUGAUGACCAAGCGCCAGGGUCGCGACACGCAUGACGCGCCGGCUCACGCGACUCAUUUUGUUGCCCCUUCGGGUCGACCUUUGAUCUAUGGGCGGGAUAGGAUGCUCAACAUACCAUUGGAAGCCGCUUUCUAGGGACCAUAGCCAAACGAACCAGCGCGUGCCGUAGUAAGGGAGGACACAAAAAGAAGUUUGUAGGGAAAUAACUUCUUUCGGUAGGUGUUCAGCAGUAGCGGCCUCUUGAAAUGGCAUGCCCGUCUGAGUUCUCUGCUGACCGCAGCAUCGUUUUUCACUUGACGCGAAAUGAGACGUACUAAUUAAUAAGCGAUGUUGUUUGUAGCGAUUAAUCAUUCAUUCCUUCGGUUUCCAGUUCAUGGCGUUCAGCAAUGUAUUUGAUCACUUCAGAACAAUAAAAUCGUUGAUAUCA
Ixodes scapularis (black-legged tick) is the source of this 2365-nucleotide messenger RNA. RefSeq names its product TNF receptor-associated factor 6. Gene Ontology annotation, cellular component: plasma membrane signaling receptor complex. Gene Ontology annotation, biological process: regulation of canonical NF-kappaB signal transduction; positive regulation of JNK cascade. Gene Ontology annotation, molecular function: zinc ion binding; protein binding. The record is from RefSeq and is a predicted model, not a curated record. NCBI's taxonomy places the organism in Eukaryota, Metazoa, Arthropoda, Arachnida, Ixodida, Ixodidae. The coding region runs from base 1 to 1497 and encodes 498 amino acids. The transcript is spliced from 12 exons.